This is a messenger RNA of Hyaloscypha bicolor E, 699 nucleotides long. RefSeq lists its product as uncharacterized. The transcript is spliced from 3 exons. Bases 1 to 699 code for a protein of 232 amino acids. NCBI's taxonomy places the organism in Eukaryota, Fungi, Ascomycota, Leotiomycetes, Helotiales, Hyaloscyphaceae. The record is from RefSeq and is a predicted model, not a curated record.
AUGGCGACUGAUCAAGGUCCGACAGGAAAUACAGAGCGUGAGGGUAAGGAACAAACAUUCUUCAAUAUGAUCGACGCGAUCGGAGACCUCGUACUCCGCGAGGCGCGCAUCUUCGAGUACUAUAUGGAAAGACUGGCUGAGCUUGUUGAGGGACGAAAUAUGGAUGGAGUAUUUCAGCGCGAUGGAUGCAUUACCUUGCUUAAGCAGAUCAUUGUACAAGCCAUAGGCCAGCGGGACCAGAUGGAUGAAUUCGUUCGGAGCAUUGACGAUGAUAUCAACACACGCCAUGGGCGCAUGGUGGUCCACAGGGCACAUGGACACAUUGGCAAUGCAUUGGUUCAUGUGGAUCGCGCCGGUACUCUGUUGGUAACCCUAAAAUCGCUUGGCAGCUCAGACAAUUUCCCCGGAUCCUUGGGCGACUUUGAGCAUAAGGUUACUAGAUCUGCCACUCCGCUUCAGGCUAUGAGCACACCUCUGAAUUCCAGGAAUUUGAGCCUGCUGAAGAAGAACUUGGUUAUGUGUCACUUUGGUCUGCUUGAAAGUUGGCAAAAUGCAGACGAGAUAGGAGAAGAAUUAGAAUACACGAGGGAGGAGAAGGAAGACUUGCAGGAUCAAGUUCACAGUUUGAGGUUGCGUUGCUUUUUAUUGGAGACUCUGGUAGACAACCUGAAGAUGGAGAUGAAGCAGGAGGCUGAAUAA